Ricinus communis (castor bean) is the source of this 1399-nucleotide messenger RNA. Its product is annotated as polynucleotide 3'-phosphatase ZDP. The coding region runs from base 89 to 1255 and encodes 388 amino acids. Lineage: Eukaryota; Viridiplantae; Streptophyta; Magnoliopsida; Malpighiales; Euphorbiaceae. Gene Ontology annotation, molecular function: ATP-dependent polydeoxyribonucleotide 5'-hydroxyl-kinase activity; zinc ion binding; double-stranded DNA binding. Gene Ontology annotation, biological process: DNA repair. The record is from RefSeq and is a predicted model, not a curated record. The transcript has 12 exons.
AACUAGAUAACAGAAGAGCUUUGCCUCCUCCAUUUUGGCGGGAAGAAGUUAAGCCCCUAAAAGACUUCCAUUCCAAUAUUUCUCUUUUAUGUUGAGCCUCUUCAAUCUAUGUAUACCCGCGCGUAAUCAAGUCCUUCCCCUCCUAUUCUUCGUCUCCAUCAAAACCCUAACAAACGAACCCAUUUCCUCUUUCUGCGUGAAAAGGUCAAAGCACGGUCUCUCCUUCUGCUUUCAGAAGAAUAAUUCCACAACAAUAAUGGCUCAUUCCAAAGCGAAAAUCGUAGCUGAGUACGCGAAAUCGAACCGAUCAACAUGCAAAAAGUGUUCCACGGUUAUAUCUGCUAAAGCCCUGAGGUUGGGUUUGGUUACUAAAGACUCACGUGGAUUCGAUAUGACCAAAUGGCACCAUUUGGAUUGCUUCUCUAUAACGAUCAGUUCUACUGACGCAAUUGGAGGCUUCGCUUCGCUCCAGAGUCGUGAUCAGGAUGCUUUGAAGAAAUUGAUAUCAAAGGGAGGUAGAGAGGUAGUUGAAGGAAGCCCAAAUCGUGGUUCUAAGAGAACUAGAGCAAAUAUGGAAGAAAUUGAACUGGAGGAGAGGAAUUCUAUGAUUACUAAGUUGUCAACAGCUACCGAGGAAGCACAGCUUGAGAUAGCCGUUUCACAAAUUGACAUCAAGGAUACAUAUAAGGAUGUGCUAUUAUUACCAAAGUGGAAGGCAUUCCAGACGGUCAUAUUUCUUGAAGGGGAUGAUGGUCUCCAUGAUUCAAGUAAAAUUGCCGCAUUCGAUUUUGAUGGGUGUCUUGCACAAACAUCUAUUAAGAGAAUAGGUGCAGAUGCCUGGUCCCUUAUGUAUCCCUCCAUACCCAAAAAGCUGCAGGGCUUAUACAAGGACGGCUACAAGCUGGUUAUCUUUACAAAUGAGUCCAACAUUGACCGUUGGAAGAACAAAAGACAGGUAGCAGUGGACUCAAAAAUUGGACGCCUCAACAACUUCAUUAGGCGUGUGAAGGUUCCCAUACAGGUUUUUAUAGCUUGCGCCGAUAGUAAAGUAGAAGACCCCUUCCGCAAGCCCAAACCUGGGAUGUGGCAGAUUAUGGAGAGACAUUUCAACUCUGGCAUUUCAAUUGAUUUGGACCAAUCUUUUUAUGUUGGGGAUGCGGCAGGGAGAAACAAUGACCAUAGUGAUGCUGACAUACGAUUUGCACAGGCUGUUGGACUGAAGUUCUUUGUCCCUGAGGAUUACUUCGGUGCUUAGAAGUUUUUUGGUCAGUGAAGUUUCAGGACAGAAGUGUCUGCAUUGGAGAUUCUCAGAAUGUUAUCAUCCUUCUCUUGCCUUCUGACUUCUAUAUUGCCAGUUGAAUCUGAUAUGCUUUGAAUUAAUGCAUUCUGAGUUCCUUUC